GGGCGGGGCGGCCGCGGGCGGCGGCCGGAGCCGGAAGCGGAAGCGGCUCUCGGAGCGGGCGGCGGGGCCUAGCCGCGGCCGGAGCCUGGGAGACGAUGCAUCACUGUAAGCGAUACCGCUCCCCUGAGCCAGACCCAUACCUGAGCUACCGAUGGAAGAGGAGGAGGUCAUACAGUCGGGAGCAUGAAGGGAGACUGCGAUACCCGUCUCGAAGGGAGCCUCCACCCCGGAGAUCUCGGUCCAGAAGCCACGACCGCCUACCCUACCAGAGGAGAUACCGGGAACGCCGUGACAGUGACACAUACCGGUGUGAAGAGCGGAGCCCUUCCUUUGGAGAGGACUGCUACGGAUCUUCGCGUUCCCACCAUCGGCGGCGGUCACGGGAGAGGGAGCCAUACCGGACCCGCAAGCACGCCCACCACUGCCACAAACGCCGCACCAGGUCAUGUAGCAGCGCCUCCUCGAGAAGCCAACAGAGCAGUAAGCGCAGCAGCCGGAGUGUGGAAGAUGACAAGGAGGGCCACCUGGUGUGCCGGAUCGGCGAUUGGCUCCAAGAGCGAUAUGAGAUCGUGGGCAACCUGGGUGAAGGCACCUUUGGCAAGGUGGUGGAGUGCUUGGACCAUGCCAGAGGGAAGUCUCAGGUGGCCCUGAAGAUCAUCCGCAACGUCGGCAAAUACCGAGAGGCUGCCCGGCUAGAAAUCAAUGUUCUCAAAAAAAUCAAGGAGAAAGACAAAGAAAACAAGUUCCUGUGCGUCUUGAUGUCUGACUGGUUUAACUUCCACGGCCACAUGUGCAUCGCCUUCGAGCUCCUGGGCAAGAACACCUUUGAAUUCCUGAAGGAGAAUAACUUCCAGCCUUACCCGCUUCCACACGUCCGGCACAUGGCCUACCAGCUCUGCCACGCCCUUAGAUUUCUACAUGAGAACCAACUGACACACACAGACUUGAAGCCAGAAAACAUCCUGUUUGUGAAUUCUGAGUUUGAAACCCUCUACAAUGAGCACAAGAGCUGCGAAGAGAAGUCGGUGAAGAACACCAGCAUCCGAGUGGCCGACUUCGGCAGUGCGACCUUUGACCAUGAGCAUCACACGACCAUCGUUGCCACCCGCCACUACCGCCCGCCCGAGGUGAUCCUGGAGCUGGGUUGGGCGCAGCCCUGUGACGUUUGGAGCAUCGGCUGCAUUCUCUUCGAGUACUACCGGGGCUUCACACUCUUUCAGACUCACGAAAACCGAGAGCAUUUGGUGAUGAUGGAGAAGAUCUUAGGACCCAUCCCAUCACACAUGAUCCACCGGACCAGGAAGCAGAAGUAUUUCUACAAAGGGGGCCUGGUUUGGGAUGAGAACAGCUCUGAUGGCCGGUAUGUGAAGGAGAACUGCAAACCUCUGAAGAGUUACAUGCUCCAAGACACCCUGGAGCACGUGCAGCUGUUUGACCUGAUGAGGAGGAUGUUAGAAUUUGACCCCGCUCAGCGCAUCACAUUGGCGGAGGCCCUGCUGCACCCCUUCUUUGCCGGCCUGACCCCAGAGGAGCGGUCCUUACACAGCAGCCGGAACCCAAGCAGAUGACAGGUGCAGGCCCCACAUGAGGAGAUGGAAAGCAGGACUGGGCUGCCCGGCCCCUUUCUCCCACCUCUACCACCGGGGCCCAGGGCCAGAGCCACCAAUGAACAGUGCAAUGUGAAGGCAGGUAGAAGCCUGCAGGAGACUCAAUGCCCAGCUGCCAGAAAGCACAGAUUUGACCCACGCUAUUUAUAUGUUGUAAAGUUAUAAUAAAGUGUUUCUUACUGUUUGUAACCCCUGGUACCGGUGU
Messenger RNA from Sorex fumeus (smoky shrew), 1812 nucleotides. RefSeq names its product CDC like kinase 3 (gene CLK3). NCBI's taxonomy places the organism in Eukaryota, Metazoa, Chordata, Mammalia, Eulipotyphla, Soricidae. Gene Ontology annotation, biological process: protein phosphorylation. The record is from RefSeq and is a predicted model, not a curated record. Gene Ontology annotation, molecular function: ATP binding; protein kinase activity. The transcript is spliced from 13 exons. Bases 96 to 1568 code for a protein of 490 amino acids.